UUCCCGCACUUAAACCGCCUUGAGAUAUCUAAUUACAGUGAUGGAUACACACGGUGACUGCACUCAGUACUGAGACGAGACAGUUACACAAAAAGCGGUGUCGAGGCCGGUCGUCCACUGCCCGCCGACAUGUAUAAUUUCCUUCUCGUCCUUUUACUGUGUCAACAUGCGUAUUCGCUUAAUAUUCUCGCCGUCGUUUCUUUGCCGCUGCGAAGCCACUACACCGCAUUCCAGAGGCUUUUCGAGGAAUUAUCCAGGAGGGGCCACUCGGUGACCGUCAUGAAUAACUAUCCUCAAAACGAGACGGAAAAUUUGCAGUUUGUGGAUCUUACAGUCGAGAGACCCAGCAUGAAACCGUUGCCGCCCAUGUCGCAGCACGAGCAGGUCGAUCCAAGAUACGCUCGUUUAAUGAAUCUAUACAACCACAUUGUGCGGAGCCCAGUGAUAGCUGAGGAGGAUUGCGAGAACUUUUUCACGAAUGACAACGUGAAGGCGCUGCGAGCGAGCGGCAAGAAGUUUGAUGUGAUUUUUGUUGAGGAGUUCGUGUCCGAUUGUGGUCUAGCGUUCGCGGCGGUUACGUACGAUGCGCCCAUUAUAGGCAUAACAUCGCAUACGCUGUUACCUUGGACAUACUCCCGGCUUGGAAUACCAUUCGAUAUCGCAUCCGAUGCGUUCUACUUCUCGCCGCACGGAACGAAUCCCUCGUUUUGGGGAAAGAUAGAAAACUUUUUGAUGCACAAGUUGCUAUUCUCUAUCGGUCGAUGGUACAUGCAGAGGAGUCUGUAUAGAGUCUUCAAUAAGCACCUUCCGGGUGUCAGUUUGGAUGUGGAGGUGAUUGGGAAGGAGAGAAUGAAGAUGGUGUUUGUUUACCAGCACCACUCUGUAACCGGCGCGAGGCUCGCGAGCCCGCAGUUAGUCGAGAUAGGCGGCUCUCACAUUCAUCAAUCAAAACCUGUUUCGAAGGAAAUCGAAAACUUUUUAUCAAAUGCAAAGGAUGGUGCGAUCUACGUGAGUUUCGGUUCCAAUCUCAAUGCAAACACGAUGUCAAGAGACAAAAUGCAGCAAUUUCUUCAAGCGUUUGAGAAAAUACCACAAAAGGUUCUGUGGAAGCUCGACAACGUGACAUUGCCGAUGGGUUCUGGCAAAAUAUACACCAACAAAUGGUUUUCCCAACUGGACGUUCUGUGUCAUCCAAAGGUCAUCGGUUUUAUCUCUCACGGCGGCAUGUUGAGUCUAUCGGAGGCGGCUCACUGCGGCAAGCCUCUCAUCACGAUACCGUUCUUCGGGGACCAGUUCUCCAACGCGGCUGCUGCUGCUGAGGUCGGGAUUGCCAUCACCAUGACCUUCCAGCAGCUGGACGCAGACAGCUUACUAGCAGCGAUAAGACGACUGACGUCUCCGAAGAUACAGCAGUCAGCGAAAAGGGUUUCCAAGUUGUGGCACGAUCGACCAAUGGAUGUUUUGGACAACGCCAUCUAUUGGACGGAGUAUGUAGCGCGGCACAGAGAGGCUCCGCCCGCGCUACCGAGCAAGAAUAGUUCGUGGUUCCAACUUUUGCUACUAGAUGUAUAUAGCGUACUAAUAGCAUUGUUAGUUUUUGUGUUUUUGUUCCUUUAUUUUGUUGCUAAGGUUAUCGCAAGUUUAUUGAAGAUUUGUUUAAGCAAUAAGGAUAAAAAAGAUUAAGUUAUUAUAGGUUUACCAGAAUCUGAUGGCAAAAAGUGAUAAGUAAAUUAAAUUGACUCUAGCAAU
This is a messenger RNA of Aricia agestis (brown argus), 1749 nucleotides long. Its product is annotated as UDP-glycosyltransferase UGT5-like. Bases 130 to 1683 code for a protein of 517 amino acids. Gene Ontology annotation, molecular function: UDP-glycosyltransferase activity. NCBI's taxonomy places the organism in Eukaryota, Metazoa, Arthropoda, Insecta, Lepidoptera, Lycaenidae. The record is from RefSeq and is a predicted model, not a curated record. The transcript is spliced from 4 exons.